GAAAUCCAAGCAGAACAGCCAAACAACAGAUUUCUUAUGUAAGCGAUACUGUUAAUAAAGCAACGAAGUCACGCAAAGUUCCAUUUGUUCCAAAUUGAAUUGUUAAGAGGCAACCAAUAUUUGAAGCAAAGAUUUGCAUAACAAAAGCUGUGCAAUGAACGAUAACAUUUCGGCUGCGCCAGUAAUUUUUGACUAAGACUUAUCUAAAAGGCGUUGUCCUCCUUACAUUUGGUGUCAUUUCACAAUUAAUAUCUGCUCCGUAGCUCGGCCCAAAUCACUGCUACGUUACUGCAAUGGAUGAUACUGUUGAGCUGACAUACAAGAAGAGAAAAAAGCAGCGAAGGAUUCGCUGUAUCGGUGCAAUUGUCGUUGUUAUUCUUGUAUUUAUCAUUGGGUUCUUGAUCGGAUACUUUGCAAAGAAAACUAAAAGAGAAGACCGUGAAAAGGAGCGGCCAAAUGGGCACGAUAAGAAAGCCGAAAUGCAAAAAAAGCACAAGGAUAUGAUGCGCUUUCAUGAGAUGUUCCAAUCGACUGUCAAAGCAGAAGCCCUCGAAGGGAACCUCAAGUAAGUCAAUCGGUUUCAAAUACGCUUCCAUUAAAUUUUAUUAUGCAAGUAGCUCCGGCUGCUUCCGAGUCGUUCUGAGUGUUUCAGUUUAAUCAAAUUUACAAAGGAUGUAAUCUAGUGAAUAAAUCAAUCUAUGGUAGUUUGCCAAAGCUCACUAGAGUAGUAAUUUCUUAACCUCAACUAAAUAUAUUGUCGCUGCCUGAUUAGAUAACGCAAGAAUUAUGGAAAUUUUUCCCUGGGAUCUUCUGUUUAUUAUGUCUUUGCAUGGUAAGUACAUAAGCGUAAUUCAAAGCCCUUAUUGAAAAUUAAUCCCUUUCGUGAUCCAUGAGAUAUUUGUAGAGUAUCGCAUGGGAUGCAAAGAUAAUUGAAAGCGCAGAUUUUAUGGAUUUUAUGGACUAUAAAUAGCCAAUAAGCACUGAUUUUUAAUUGGAAGCAUCUUUGUCGCCACGUGGACCAACAGCGUGGGAGUAGACGCUCAAGAAGGACUUUUUCCUCGCGUAUGAUGUCUUUCGCACCGCUCCGAUCGUCUCACCUUAAGAAAAAGUGAUUAUCUACAUGCUUGCCCGGCGAUUCAGUUCAAAAAGGAGAAGGGCGUGCGAGAGGGACUUAAAAAAUUUUGUACAGCUAUUAACGAAGGUGGAUACUCGGUACUGGAGACUUAGCUUCAGAGUCGCGCACGCAACUCAAAAUACAGUAAUGCUGCACGUGUAUGACUCUGUGAUUAGUAAAACAUCGUUAUCGUUCAUGAUCAGGAAGGAAUAAUUAAUUUUAUGACAUUAAGAUUAUAUUUCAUCGUGCAGUCUGAUCUUCCGGGGGAGAGUAGUCCUAGGAAAGGCCUAAUAUCAGUAUUAAUGACUGACAUCAUCAGAGUCAAGUGAAGAGUUGUUUUCAAUCGAGUGUUAAAAGUACGGUUCUGACUGACCAAUCACGACCGACUCACACCACUCGAGUCUUACAGCUAAUAAGGUCACGGCUAAACAGAUCAAUCAGUUAACACGAACCGGACUUAUAACAAUUGACUGACAACAGCACUUCAUUUGACUUUGAUGAUGACUUCCGCUCAGGUUGUUGAAACGUCGAUUGCUACAACUAACAACAGCCCUUGCCAGAUCGUCGAUCAAAUGUUACUCCCGGAUUCAAAUUAUUUACUGUAUAAAGAUUGAAAAAGGUUAGCAAUGAACAAAUUUCAAGUAAAUACAAUUAUUAUCAUAGGUGAGUGCGGAGGGGAGGGAAGGUGAAAUAAAGUUUCCAUGCUUCAAGCGGGUUGAUAUAAAGAGAUUAUCGAAUUUACACAGAAAAGUUCUGCCUUCGUUUCUACAGGUAUUUCUCUGAAAAACCCCAUAUCGCGGGCUCACCACGCCAGAAAGAACUUGCCAACGAACUUGAAAGGCGUUUUAAGGAAUAUGGAUUUGAUAAAGUUGAAAAGCCAGAGUAUCAAGCACUGUUGUCUAAACCAGACUUAAUCAAGAAAACGAGGAUUACUAUCAAAUACAAGAACGGUACUGUCAUUUACCAAGUCAAGGGAGAAGAACAGGUACGAAUCAUAUGGGCUUACAUAAGGUCUACAUUUGGGGCUGCGGAUGAACUUAUUUGCAGGAAGCGCUAAGAAGUUUAAAAAUCGUGCGCGUAAUCUUUGAAAACUUAACUAACCACAAGGCAUUUCUAGUAGCUCUUUAGUAGUUUGAUUUGCAGUUAAAAGACUAGAUGUUCCUAUUACCUUCAUCGAUUACAGAACGCCUAUUAUCUGCGAGACAGCUUUCUAAGUAUCUCAAUGUUGGAACAAUAUCUCUGUGUGUAAUGUUAUAGGUGUAUAAAGGAAGACAGAUAAAAACUUCAAAUCACAAAUUCGAGAGUAGACGAAUCAUUCUCGAACUCCACGCACUAAAGCUGAGAGAAAGAAUCACUCAUAGUUGCCCUUAUCGUUAAGUUAUACCCUCCUAUGUUAUGUAGGAGUGUGUAUCGGUAACUAGUCCAGUGUGAAACAUCUUGCUCAUGUGGACAGUCCCAAUCUUGCUUACACGCACUCGGCGAUAACAAAAGUAACCCAAGCGAGAAAGAAAUCAGACACUCUCUGACCCUUGCACAUGACGUGUCGCUCGCGCGUACUGAUCUUGAUUAUGCACACGCAUGGGGCUACCGGAGUGUUGUGUUAGCGUAACAUUCAAGGAACACGCGGGGUGCACGCGAAAUAUUUUUCCCCCAGGAGACCAGGAAGUCGGACUCUAAAAAUGUCUUCCAUAACAAUUGAAAAAGGGCCGGAGGAGAAGAGCUCGGAUCAACUGUUUCGGCUCAACCUCCUCAUCUCUGAAUUACUGGCAUUCAGAAAAAAGCUUCGGGAAACAAGUUAUUAUUUUUUUUUUUUUACAUUUUAGGAGGGAGGAUCACAACCUGGAGUCGUUCAGCCCUUCCUUGGUUACAGUCCGAGCGGGCAUGUCAAGGGUGAACUUGUGUACGUAAAUUAUGGUCGGGUUGACGACUUCAAGCAGCUCAAAAAACUCGGCGUCAAUGUGACCGGAAAAAUUGCCAUCAUGAGAUAUGGGAAAAUAUACCGGGGAAAUAAGGUAACUCCAGAACUGCCAAAGAUUCUAGUACAUGCGCGUGGAGUGUACCAUGGGGUUUUAUUUGACAUUUAAGCUUCAACGUGGAAAGCACCACAGGCCUCUCUCUGGGUUAUUCAGUUUGAGGCGUCAAAAUGAACCCUCUUAGCUCGGACUGAACUCAGGAAUUACACCCGUGGUAACUUGUUCCUCUGUUAAAACUUUUGGAACUAUAACGUGUUAGCUCAAGUUGUAUUGUCGCAGCUAUUGGUGCUUCUUUUUAACACUUUUUGUUGAGGAAAAACGAAACAAAAAAAAAAACGAACUAAUUUUUCUUUUCAGAUUGCUAAUGCGCAUAGCUACGGUGCAAUAGGAGCCAUCCUCUACUCGGAUCCAGCGGAUUACGCCAUGGAGGGUGGAGAGGAGGAGAAUACAUACCCUAACAAGGCGUGGCUUCCUGCCAGUGGGGUGCAGCGGGGAUCCCUGUAUACAAUGCCUGGGAGUGGAGACCCCCAAACCCCUGGUAUAGCAGCACUUACAGGGAUGUACCGAAGGCCGCGCAAUGAAAGUGAGCUUCCUCCAAUCCCGGCGCAUCCUAUGGGAUACGGAGAUGCCAUUAAUUUUUUGCAAGAAAUGUCAGGUAAUCGAUUAGGAAAAAAAUAUGUGAAAUUUCCAAACAUCAAUCAUGCUCACGCACUUUCGAGUGCAUGCGUAUUGGUUUUCAACCGAGUUCUAACCCAUGUCCUUAAGUACACUUCAAGUCAUGCAAUUGCGCUUCUGUGCAAUUUUAGUGAAACUCAAUCCAAUCGUAGUUACUUCUUUAGUCCUUCCUGAACGAUUUUCCUCUUUUAUAUUUUGUCAAAAAGGAUAUUUUGAGAACUUGCCGGGAGCGUUACUCAAGACUGGAAAAUCUUUCUAAAGACUAAGAGCAGGUUAUCAAAAAAAGGUUCAUCCCUUAUUCAACCAAACCGCACUCUAAACAAUCUUAAAUCAAGCAUGAAUAUCACCAAAACGGUGAUCUUUUUCGCCAAACUGUCAAUAGGGCUUCUAAUUAACACUGAAGCAGAAGUCUAGUUACUUCAAAACCCCACCUUUGAGGAACAUUGGAAAACCAUUGAUCGUCAAAAACCGCGGCUCAAAUUGGACCUAGUUUCAACAAUCGGCUCUAAUAGUCUAGAAAGACCUUGCACUAUAUACCCCUUAAAGCAUCUAUAUCAGAUUCAAGGCAUAAUCUCUUGUGCUUUUUUGACGUUUUUAGGAUCAGUGGUGCCUGAAGACUGGAAAGGAACCCUUGGUAUCACUUAUCAUCUUGGACCAGAGUUCAACAGGGGCGAAGUCGAAGUUGAAUUGAACGUCAGUAACAACCUGGAAGAAGUGCCCAUUUAUAAUGUAAUAGGAACGAUCUACGGGAAGGAGGAACCGGACAGGUACGUGCUCAUUGGUAAUCACAGAGAUGCCUGGGUGCACGGAGCAAUUGACGCUUCUACCGGGACCUCUGUGACCGCUGAGAUCGGCCGUGUGCUUGGAGAAUUGUUAAAAACAGGAUGGAGGCCACGUCGAACAAUCAAGGUGAGACAAUUAGAAACAUAUUCUCAUGGAGUAAUUUUCAAUCGAAUAUCGAAAGUAAUAUGGAAUUACCUUAGUUUUGCUUUACAUCGCUCUGUGAUUGGAGUAGAAAACUUACACCAUUCUUUAAACCAAUCAGACGCAAAAGUAACAUCAAUCGUGUUUCCCAUCGUAACUAGGUCACCCGCGUUUUCCCGGGCUUUUGACGAAUUCCAGAUUUUAACUUGAGCUCUCAUAGGCGGGUGGGGUCUUAAUCUUUGUUCAGAUUUGCCUGUAUGACCAUUCUUGUUUUGUUAUGUCGACAGCCGAUUAAAACCAAUCCUGAAAGAAGAAAAGUGUUUGAGACAUUUGUUCCAAGCGUUCGAUGAAAAAAUCUUGAGCUUCGCAAAAUUGUAUUAAUUAUUAAGACUGUGGGGGAGAUGUCGCAUUGUUUAUAUAUUUGGUCGAUAGCCAAGCCGGUACCAAAGCUUUACCCUAAAAAACUAAAUUAAAUUUCUGUUCAAAUCAACAGAUCUGCAGCUGGGGAGGAGAAGAAUACAGUCUCAUUGGAUCAACGGAAUGGGUUGAGCAGCACCAGAAAGAGCUUGGUGAGCGAGCCGUGGUCUACCUUAACACCGACACAAUUGUGUCUGGCAGUUACGUCCUGAUAGCCUCCGGUAGUCCGUUAGUCAAGAACACCAUCGUGGAUUUCAGCAAGAAGGUGGACGAUCCCAACGCACACGAUGACAAAAAAACCGUGUUCGAUAUUUCACUCGAACGCAACCCGUCUAAAAACAAUCCAGGGAAACCGGCUGUUGGCAAUUUGGGUUCUGGUAGUGAUUUUGCCUCAUUCUAUCAGUACGCAGGCGUCCCUUCAGCAGAUUUUUACUACAUUUUUGGCUACAAAAACGAAACGGUGUUCUACCCGGUCUACCACUCACAGCACGAUACGUUUAAUUGGACUGUAAAGUUCGUGGAUCCAAAAUUCUUGUUCCAUAAGGCUAUGACCCAACUUACUGGCGGACUACUGUUACAAUUCGCAGAUGCACCGCUUCUGAAGAUGGAUGUGAUAACGUAUGCGGAAGCUCUGAAUAGUUCUUUGAAUUCCCUAAUUUCAGCAUACCCGGAGGAGCUGAAAGACUACGCUGGAUCGAUGAACUACUUAAGAAUGGCAGUUGAAAAGUUCUACGACACUGCGAAGACCUUUUCGACAGCCAGGUAUUCUUAUAUAUGAGCGUUGCACACAAUCAUAAUGUUUUAGAUCAGUUCAGUUUUAAAGCAUCUUUCAAAUGAGCGUUGAAGAAAAAAAAACAAAGUGAUCUCAGCGCCCAACACCGACGAUUCGCUUCAUCAUUAGCCAAUGAGAAUUCAAAGUAAAACCAGGCAAACUGUAAAACGAGGAUGACCAAAUCGCGAUUGGUUCUAGUUCUGCGUCUGAUUGGUUGAGAGGAUGGCGGGAGUUUUCUGGACCAAUCACAAAGCAUCAAUGUGUUUAUUCACAAUUCUGUUCUCCAGACACUCUCGGGAUACUAACAAGGAGCAUUUGUUUAAAAAUCAAUAGCUUCUCUCAUUGGUAAUCAUUUCCUUUGCUCUCGUGAUCUUAAUGUUUGAUUCAGGGGUGGCACCAUAGGGAAGAAAUUAGAAGCUAGCCUCUCAUAAGGGUCAAGGGUUAAAGUAUCGUAACCUAUUACAUUAGCACGGAAAUAAAGUCAACAUUGUCAUUAGCAUCAUCAUCAUCAUCAUCAUCAUCGUCAUUAACAUUAUUAAUGUUAUUUUUAUUAUUAUGAUAAUCAUUGAUUAUUAUUGCUAUUAAUAAUAUUAAGAUUAUCACCAUCAUCAUCACAAUUCAUAGCCAGCCAAUUCCCUAGAUGUUCACAAACAUUCUGAGAAACGAGCUUUCAAAACUUCAACAUAAAAAAUCUUUAUCUCAAACGUUAUACUUUUGUAAACUCAGGGAAAAAGUCGAGGAAAAACUCGAGAAGUACGAGGAGACUAGUUUUGCAGAACUGCGCAGGCUCAAUGACCAAAUGAUCCAGGUAGAGAGAGCUUUCAUCCACCCCUAUGGCCUGCCGGAAAGACGCCUGGUUCGUCACGUGAUCUUUGCUCCCAGCAAGUACAAUUUGUACGGCGCUUCUAAUUUUCCAGGUGUCAGUGAUAUCCUCUUCAAACUCGACGAGACCAAAGAUUAUGCUGGGGUGGAUCGUCAGAUAUCGAUCGCUAGACAAGCCAUACUAGGAGCUGUUGAUAUUUUGACUCUCAUCAAGAGUGGAUAACCUUGCUUUAAUUAGAGUUUUCUAGUUAGACUCAACAUGUUCUCUUUUCCUUUUUCCCUUUGGAGAGGACCCGGAACGUCUCUACCCCAAUCCUCCGCUGACGGGAGAAAUGGACUGUGUUUAUAGAUAGUAUUAGCAUUUCUCUACAAGCAUUGUAUCACAAGUACUGCAAUCUGAUUCACAACACUAUUCGCCAUCUAUUUCGUUGUAGAUGGUGAAUAAAGUGCGUUUUGUUACAUCAGCUUGUUUGUAUCAUUGAAAACGUUUUCUAUUAACACAUAAGCUUUUUUUAGGGACGGGAGAGGUGAGGGAAUGGGGGGACUGGAGAGACUGUUUUGGUACUUUUGAAAAAUAAAUGAAAGGUUAAGGAAAAAAAGUCCGGUACACCAAAGAUUAUCCCACCGAGAUCACGAUUUCGAAACUUUUUGAGGGAGGAUUGUCCAGAUCCCCCGAAAAAUUCACGCCCCAGUGCUUGUGUUCAAGCCCCCCCUCCCUUCCUUCCCCGGCUGAAAUUAGGUUUCACCGUCCCCGGUCUUAUUUUAAAGUUUUGAACGACUAAAUGGAUAGUGAUGUUUCAUUCAGACUUCGCCCUCACCAACUACACAUAAUCCUCUAGAAAUCUCGAGCUAGCAAUCAAAUACUAAUUAUUUGUUUUACAUAUAUUCAGGCGAGAUUUUCAUUAUUUUGGUUAGCGCAGAAUUUUUUGUGCUCCGUGGUUGUUGUAAUAACGUAAUAUAGAGAAUAAAUGUUACCAUUAUUCACUAAUUGAGCCCGCAGUAUGUUUGCAUGUUAAUUUAGUAUUAUCAUCUGAGUUGAUAACAUAAAUUGGCCACCGCAAAGAGAUUGAAUCUGUUCUGAUCGGCUACCUGAGUGGAUCUGGUAAGACGGACCCAUCUUGCCCCUCCGCUUUAAUCCCGUGCAAUAAAAAAAUUGCGUAAUUUCUGACAAUGUGGAAAUCGUAUCGAGAACAGCAUGGAGUAUAGGCAUACUGAUGUUAGGUUGUAAAGAUUUACAUAACAGUUUUUUCGAUGGUUUUGUGUUUGGGUGUACCGAUGUGGUGGCAUUUACAAAACGUGUUACGGUAAUGAAGGUAUGUUUGACAGCUGAAUUUAUUUGCUGCAAAGAAAUACUGUAGUUACCUCAUACAAACGAACGCUUUGAUAUUGUGAUACAUUCCCUUUUACAGAUAAACAUCCCACCUGGGUUGAAGACCCAGUGAAUCUUGAUAAUCAAGUAAUUCAUAGAGAUAAGUUCAUGGGGGGAGGGGAGGGGGAUUAACACAGAAAUUUGAACUAAAGAUAAAUCUACACUAGCGUCUCACUGGCUUAACAGGCAGUUUAACCACAAAGUAACGUGCACGUUAAGAAGUCCCUUUAGUUGCACCCUUGUGUACAUCGUUCAUACUUUACAAUGUAGGGGAGAAAC
Messenger RNA from Pocillopora meandrina, 8345 nucleotides. NCBI's taxonomy places the organism in Eukaryota, Metazoa, Cnidaria, Anthozoa, Scleractinia, Pocilloporidae. The record is from the annotation of a GenBank genome assembly.